This is a messenger RNA of Tetranychus urticae (two-spotted spider mite), 1544 nucleotides long. RefSeq names its product mitochondrial ribosome and complex I assembly factor AltMIEF1. NCBI's taxonomy places the organism in Eukaryota, Metazoa, Arthropoda, Arachnida, Trombidiformes, Tetranychidae. The record is from RefSeq and is a predicted model, not a curated record.
UGUUUUUGUUUUCUUACCAGUCUAUUGGUUAAAUCUGUUGAACCAUAUUUUUAGGUUUGUCGUUUGUUUUGAUUUUUUUUACAUUCACUUUAAUUAUCGAUGGAUUAAUUUCUAGUUUUUUCAUCAUUUACCACUUUAUCUAUGAUGUGUGUCACCGUUAAUCUUGUUCUUUAAUCUCAAAUGCAUUGGAUUUUUAGCUGAAAAUGUUAUAAGAUAUUGGCGUUUCAUGUGGUUAACAUUAUCAUUGAUACAUCCGUAUUUCAACUGUUUUUUUGCUCUGCCUUCUCAUGGCUGUGAUUACUUCUAAAGACGUUCUCAACCUUUACAGGUCACUCAUUCGAUAUGGUUAUAAUCUCAAGCUAUCGGACAAGAAAUUUUACUUGAAAAGAAUUAGACAAGAAGUCAGAAAGAACAAAGAAUUAACCAAACCAGAGGACAUUGAUUACGCAUAUCAGAAAGGAUUAGUUUUCUUACGAAAUGGAAGACUUAUGUGAAAAAUGUGCCAACUCUAUAUUUUUGCUGUGACAUUGGUUUCCAGAAUCACAUUUAACUAAUUAAGAAGAGACUUUUCAAUAUAAUACAUUUAGUUUCCCUGGAGAUUAAUCGUGCUGUUAAUUUUUCACUGUCAUAAAAUACAAGACCUUAACAUCUUUUCAAGUUAAGGUCAUAGAAGUGAAACAAUCAUCCUAGUAAUCAUCUUAAUAAACGCUCCAACCAGUUGUUUAAAUUGCUCAGCAUACAAUUUCUGUGCAGAGUAAAUUGCAUUUUUUCCUAUCCAUAGAGGCUUUCAUUGAAAUCAACGGACUCAUUUAAUGGUCACCAAAUUGCACCUCAAUGUUUACCCUAAAAGAACUUGUUAAUUGGUUUGGUGUGACAGUUUUUGAACUGAUUAUCAUAACUGUUGCCAUAUUUUUCUACACAAUUACCAUUGCAAUCAAACUAGAUGGUUUUUUGCCAAUAAGCUGGUGGUUCGUUCAUCUACCGCUAUUUCUAGCAGAUUUUUUUCUAGCCUACUUUUGCGUAAUCGUGUUUAUACGGCAAUGUUUGGACUGUCUUUACCGGACCGCAUUUUUUCGAGCUUUCUGGAGUUUCAAUCAAAUUGCUGUUUUAUUUACCAUCAAAUUUUUCCUAUGCUUGAAGUUAGAAGGCGAUCGACGGAUAAGCUGCUCAGAGAUUUGGGCUCCAAUCUUUUUUCACCUUUUAUUGUUAAUGUUGCGAGGCUGCCAAAUCCAUUAAUAACAAAUUGAAGAGAAAAAGGAAAAAAAGCAGAGAAAAAUUUAUAAGAAAACCUCUCAAGAAUCCAACGGAAAUCAUGAGACCGGAAAACGUAAACCUACAUAAAAUGUCAUAAAGAAAGCAACAUUUCUGGUAUUACCUGGCUAUGAACAUUUGUAUAAAAGCUGAUUGAACAAAACAAAAAAGAGGAGGUAAAUUUAACAAUCCAUUAAAAUGGAAUUCAAUUGUAUCAUUAACUUCAUAACAACUACACCAACAACAACAAUUAUCACAAGUUAAAUAAAUUUGUACAUUUUCACAUGUAGUUA